GAAGGUUCUGGCGGGUUUUGGAGCCGCAGCAACCAUUGUUGGUUGGACGAUGCUUCUCACCAGCAUGGCGCUACCUGAUUGGAUGACAUAUAGCUACCCUCCAAACAACACCAGAACGGUGGUCAGCCUGUGGACGGAAUGCGUCACCACUACUGGACCAAACGGCACAACCUCCACUUGUUUAGGAUAUAUGCUAUCUCUGGAUGGCGCUGGUUGGUCGUGGACGCUGACGCGAUGCAGUAUGUUACACGCCUUCCUAUUCGCCAUCGGCGGCCUGGUCUCCUUCAUAAGUUUCCUACCGGAAAGGUCUCUCACCAUCCUGGCGGCAGGCGCCGUCUGCAACCUGGUGGCAGCUGGACUGACUAUCAUGUCCAUGAUUGUCUUCACCGUCGCCAUUCUCGUUCCCAUGACGGCAUCGCUUACGGCCUCUGGGCACGAGAACGCCGCUGCCGGGACAGGCUUCUACUUCGGGUGGGUGUGUACCAUUCCUAACGUCAUAGGGGGGAUCCUGGGCAUCAAGACCGCUACAGUACACAACAAGGUAGUCAAGGAGAAGGCCAUGAAGCAGCUGAAGUUGUUCAUGGAGUCCCAGGCUAAGGAACAGGAAGAGGCUCAAGAGGAGGAAGACACGAAGGCUAAGGUUAAAGCGUCACCGUGGGGAAAGGUUGCUUUAACCAACGGGAAUAAAAACGUACUUGGACUUCCGAAGAAAAAAUUUCUUGCUCCGAUCGUGGAUGUGGAUAGAGGCAUGGCUCCAAUUGACUAGAUCAAUCAGAUACUAAACGGAUGUAUCUCUUUUUUAUCUGUAUAUAUGUGUAUAAAAUUUUGUAUGCCUAUCUUGACAUGUGACUCGAGCAUGCACAGUGGACAAAUGUAGUAGGUAGUCUGUGACAUCCUCCGUCUCGGCUCAUGUUCCAUAGUGUAAAAAAGAAUCACUGCACAGUUUCCGAUCUUGAAGCAUAUCUUCAAACAUUCGUAAAUGUUUCAUUUUCCAUUUAAGUGAAGAAACAGGACACUUUCUUUACGCAUACUUUAUGUGAGCUUAAAGAUAGAAUUUGAUGUAGUGAAUCUGCCUAGUAAUAAGAGAACCUUAAUGCAGUGCAGAUGAAACUUGCAGUCCUUAAGUCAGGGUCAAUUUGUACAGAUAACAUGUGGAACUGCAGUGCAUCUUUGCGAAGACGAAUUGUAAAAUACUUUUAGACAUCGAUACACUUUUUACGAACAUU
Molecule: messenger RNA, 1226 nt
Organism: Branchiostoma belcheri (Belcher's lancelet)
Lineage: Eukaryota; Metazoa; Chordata; Leptocardii; Amphioxiformes; Branchiostomatidae
Exons: 3
Coding region: 50-766 (238 amino acids)
Source: RefSeq, a predicted model, not a curated record